Molecule: messenger RNA, 6661 nt
Organism: Xyrauchen texanus (razorback sucker)
Lineage: Eukaryota; Metazoa; Chordata; Actinopteri; Cypriniformes; Catostomidae
Product: protein mono-ADP-ribosyltransferase PARP4-like
Exons: 35
Coding region: 150-5744 (1864 amino acids)
Molecular function (GO): NAD+ poly-ADP-ribosyltransferase activity
Source: RefSeq, a predicted model, not a curated record
GUCACUAGUUACAGGUAGUUUCAUAUACUGAACUUUAGGCCUACGUCUUCUUUAUGGAUAUAUGUUGUUUUUCUUUUUUUGUUUUUUCGUUUUAAACUUUAGCAUUCGACUUUAACUUUAUCCACGCAUGUUCAAUCUCUGGUGGCAUUAUGGCGGUGUUUGAGAACUGUACUGUUGUGUUAGAUGUGAAGAAAUUGCCUUUUAAAGAGAAGAAUAAGUUGAGGACAGCUCUUCUGGAUAAUGGAGGAAACAUCUCUUAUGUCGUCAACAAAGAGUGUUCAUUUGUAGUCACAAACAGUCUGGAUGACUUGAGCAGUAACCGACAGCGCAGCAUUCAGAAGCACAAUAUCCCAGUGGUUGGCUUGCAGUAUGUGUGGAGUUGUCUGGAAAAAGUGCACCUCCUGCCUUUGAAAGAGCAUAUUUUGGCAUAUCCCAGCUCUGAACCCCUCCCUUAUCCAGUGUUGACCCAGCCAUCAGGGAAGCUGAAAGGUCAGCCACAGCUCAGAAACAAUGAGACUGAGAUUCUUGAGAAGGGCAGAUCCCGUCUUGGCAAAUUCAGAGUUUACAAAGAAAGUGACCGUGACAUGCCUGAAUUUCCCUCACAUUUUCAAGUGGCAAAGUAUUCAGUUUUUGAAAGUGUCAAGCCCAAGGCUUUGUCAGUUUUGGAGCUACAGAGUGCCAAAGGAGGAGCGGGCCAGCAGUAUCGUGUGUUGUGUUCCAUGUUGCGUGAAUCAGAGACUGUAGUGGUGCAGGAUAAGCUUGUGUACUGUGUGACCUCUGAGGAUGCUGUGGAUGUCUAUCAGAUGUUGAUGAUGGAGAUGGAGAUUCAGGGAUUCACACAGACACACACACUUCCUCCUGAGGCUGAGCAAAUGGCAUCCUACAGCUUGAAGCAGCUUCUGUUGGAGGAGAAGCUGAAUUGCAGCACAUUAUCACAGGAAGUGGGCAUCUUUGUGGAGCUGGUCUGGACUGAAGCUCUCGGUUCACUCAGCAACAUCCUGACGGUCCCUGUCUCCAGUAUCAGCCUCAAUGAUGUGAGUCGGGUGGAGGGAUUGUUGCUGCAGGCACAAAAGACUCAAAAAGAAGCUGAAGUCAAAGCCCUGCUAGAGGAAGUCAACACUCUUCUACCCCUCAGAAUGAUCGACCCUCCAUCCAAACACAAGCUUGUGUCUCAAAAACUAGACCUUUGUCAGCUGAUCAGAGAUAUUGUGAAUGUGAGUGAAGUCACUCUGAGAAGCCCCUCACCCUCCUCUCUGGGAAAGUAUCGUGCACUGAGGUGCAGCAUUGAAGUAGUUCCACCACAAAACCCUGAGUUUCAUGUAGUCUCACAACUGCUUCAAAACAGGACUAUUCAGAUUCAGCAGAUAUUGCGUGUAAACAGAGGAGUGGAGCUUCAAAUGUUUAGGGAGGAGUUAGGCAACAUUAAGCCCCUCCUCCACUCUACUAGUCCCAGAAGUUUUGUUGGAAUACUUUCACGAGGUCUGCUGUUGCCCAGGGUUGGAGUUGAACAGCAUGGAAUUGAGAGGACAGAUAUAGGGAACCUUGGAGGAGGCAUCUACUUCAGUGACUCUCUAACGACUAGUGUGAAGUACUCCAAGCCCAGUGUAACAGAUGGCUCUCGGCUGCUGUUGGUGUGUGAGGUGGCAUUGGGUCAGUGCAAGGACCUGCUGAAAAGAGACACCACUUUGACCUCUGCCCCUGAGGACUACAACAGCGUACAUGGAGUCCGCCGCACCCCGAAAAAACCCUCUGAAUUUGAGGAUGAUGAGUAUGUAGUAUAUAACACAGAACAGAUCAAACUGAAGUAUGUAGUGCAGUACACUCUGGAGGAGGACCACUUAAAAAUGUUCCAGCCUCAUAUUGACACCUCUGUGGAGCUCACACUGCCCACUGACACAACCUCUGAAAUCUUGUCCAGUGAUGACAGUGAGGGUUUGCAGUUCACUAAGAAUCCUCUAGAGGAGAUGACUGCAGGUUUGCUGGACAGCAGUGGUCAGAAACUUCCCCUACAGGCUGUCCAUGUGAGAUGCAAGCUCAUGGACCUACUGUGUCAGGUCAUAAUUUUUCAGACUUACACAAAUCAGAGUGCCGUUCCUAUUGAAGCAAAGUAUGUCUUUCCACUGGAGGAGACUGCAGCAGUGUGUGGAUUUGAAGCCUUUAUCAAUGGAAAGCACAUCAUUGGAAAGGUAAAGGAGAAAGAGCAGGCUCGUAAGGAGUACAAACAAGCAAUAGAGAAAGGUCAUGGAGCCUACCUGAUGGACCAGGAUGCACCUGAUGUAUUUACUAUCAGUGUUGGGAACCUUCCUCCUGGAGCCACAGUUUUGAUCAAGGUGACCUUCAUCACUGAGCUGGUGGUGAGAGCAGGAUCUAUAAUCUUCUCACUGCCUGGCAGCGUUGCACCCUGGCAACAGAGCAACGCCCUUAAUCAGAGAACUCAGGGAACUGUUGAGAAGGUUUGUGUGACUGAGCUUCAAUCAGAGGGGGAGUUUUCUCUGUGUAUGUCCAUUGAAAUGCCUUAUGAGAUCAUCGACUUAAAGUCUUCACAUCGCAUCAAAUCCAAGAUGACAGACUGUAAGGCAGUGGUCAGUACUUUACCUGGACAGACUCUUGGAUCUGAAGGGCUGCAGGUGUUCUUCAGUCUCUCGAAGAUUCACAUGCCCAGGAUGUGGGUGGAGAAUCAUCCAGAGAAAGAUAGUCAGGCCUGCAUGUUGGUGUUUUAUCCAGACUUUAGGUCAAGUGGGGUGUCCAGCUCUGGAGAUCCAUCCAGUGUGAGUGAUGUGGUCAUUCUGCUGGACUCAUCUGAGUCUAUGCGGGGAGACGUCAUGCUGAAUGCUCGCAGGAUUGCCCUUCAAGUCCUCAACUCUCUCGACCGCUCACUCAAGAUCAGCAUCAUCUCUUUUGGCACUGAUUACAAGGAAGCUUUUCCUGCACCAGUGUCCUUAGAUGAGGCAUCUGAAUCAGCCAGAAAAUUCAUUAUGACCUCUAGUUGUGCUGGCGGAGGCACUGAGCUGUGGAGGCCUCUCCGUAGACUGAGUCUGCUGCCUCCAUCAAAGGGUGUGAGAAAUAUCCUGCUGCUAUCUGAUGGACAUGUUCAGAAUCAGGCUGUGACCCUACAGUUGGUCCGAGAGAACUCCUGCCACACACGCCUCUUCACCUGCGGCCUCAGUUUGACUGCCAAUCGUCAUAUGCUCAGAGCUUUGGCUCAAGCAGGUGGUGGAACAUAUGAAUUUUUGGACACAAAGAUGAAACACACUUGGACAGAGAAGGUGCGCGCUCAGGUUCAGCGUAUGGAGUCUCCAGGAUGCAGAUCAGUGGCAGUGAAAUGGCAGCAGUUUAAUCCUACUGCACCCCCUCCUGUUCAAGCUCCUUCACAGCUGCACGCUCUCUUCAGUGACUGUCAUACAAUGGUUUAUGGCUUUGUGCCUCAUUGCACUCAGGCCACACUGUUUGGAGAUCUGAGUGGACAGGAGAUCAAAACAAUGGUGUCCACCACAGAACUACAAAAGACAAAGGGAACUUUCCUCCACAAGUUAACGGCUAGAGCGAUCAUCAGAGAUUAUGAAGAUGGCAUUCUUGGCAACAGUGAAGCUGAACAUGAGGGAAAGAAAGCUGAGCUGAAGUCCUACAUCACUGAGCUCAGUAAAGAGUUCUCCAUCUUGUCCCAGUUUACAAGCUUUGUCGCCAUUGAAGAGAGGGAUCAGAAUCAGCUUGACACUGGAUUCACAGAUAUUCCUAAACUGAUUGCAGAUGUGGAUGUGGAUAUUCUGUCAUAUAUGGGCUGGACUGAGGGGAAGCAGACUGCACAGAUUGAUGGUGAAAACAAAGAGGAGCUAAAAUUAGGGGAAACCCUCAGUAGCAACUCCUCUGAUUAUGCUAAUGAUUGUCUCGAUGACAUCUUGGAUGAUGUUGAAGAUUAUUUGUCUCAGUCAGACUACGGACCGUGUUAUGAUUUUAUCAGUGAGGAAAUCCUUCCUUCUCCUCCUUCCCCUGACUUCAACAUGCACAAAUUUAAAAAGAGCCAGAUGCUGGAACCUUGCCUCAGAAGAGUUAAGCCUCCCUCCCCCCCUGCCACCAUGCUUCCCCCUCCUCCAGCCCCCUUUUUAUCAUUGCCUGUUAAACCCAUAAUACCUGGGUUGCCCUCUUAUGGUCAAUAUGAUAGUCCUACUGAUGCCCUCCAAAAGUUAGUUGAGCCUGAACAGUUCUGUUGGUCCUCGGUCUCUAAUUUGAGGUCUUCAGUUAUGUUUGGAGCAUCUGUUCAGCAUCAACAACAAGCCUUUGGGGGUUUUGCCUCUUCUCAAGCUGGCAGUUCUGUUCCAAUGCCUCCCCCUGCCAUCAAGCACCAAGCUCCUCGUUCUUUUAGUUUUUCUCCCACUGGUGCCAUGAUGUCUAUACCUUUCUCCAGGAGUGACAGGCCUCCCUCACCCCCUGCCUCCAUGCUUCCCUCUGCUCGUGCCUCCUAUUUCUCUUGUCCUGUUAAACCCUUAAUACCUGAGUUUACCUCUUUCACAUAUGGCAGUCCUACUGAUGCCCUCCAGAACACAGCUGAGCCUGAAAAGAACUGUGCCCCUCAAUUUAAACCUUCAGUUAUGUUUGGAGCCUCUCCCCAACUCUUUGGGAUGUCUGCCUCAAAUCAAGCUGGUGGUACUGUUCCAAUGCCUCAUCCUGCCAUCAAGCACCAAGCUCCUCCUCCUGCUCUUCCCUCUAGGGCUAUAAUGCCUACAGUUUGGUCCAUGAGUGAUGCCUCCUCCAUGCCUCCUCCUCAUGCCUCCUUUUCCUCUUGGGCUGCUAAACCCAAAAUACCUGAGUUGCCCUCUUUCGCAAAUGAAAUUCCUAGUGGUGCCAUCCUGAACAUGGCUGAGCCUAAAAAGUCUCAAUUUAGACCUUUAGUUAAGUCUGGAGCAUCUGUUGAGCACCAACAAAGAGGCUUUGCGUUUUUUGGCUCUCAUGCUGGCGAAAGUGUUCCAAUGCCUCCCCCUGCCAUCAAGUCCAAAGCUCCUUCUCCUGCUCCUCCCACUGGUGCCAUGAUGCCCAUAAGAUGCCGCAUGAGUGCGAGGCCUCCCUCUGCCUCCAUGCUACCCCCUCCUCGUCUCCCAGUUUUUGGUAUCACUAGUACACCCAUAAUACCACAACUGCGUAAUCUACAAGAGAAACAACAACGUUUUUUUGCACUUGCAAAAAACAGUACCUUUAGUUGGUUAAGUGUUCAAAAUGAACCAAAGAAAAUAACAGCACUUAGCUUGGCAUGUGCACCAUGCAGACCACCUGACACUGUGGCCUGGGAUGAGCUGUUUGAGCUUCAACAUGAGGAUGGAUACUGGGAGUGCACUGGGAGGCUGAGUAGUUUCCUCAGUCUGGACAUAGACUUUUUUGCCAAUGUCUUCCUUAAGGAGAAAGGCAUCUGCUCCUUGGGUUUGAAGGCUCAUGUGGACAUUCUAAGACUGGUAGCCACUCUGUUGGUGCUGCAGCUGAUUCGGGUGAAGAAGCUGGCAGAGGGAGAGCUGCUCCAGUCUCUGUUUAAGUUGAAAGAGUCCCAGGGGAGCAGGCCAGUGCACUGGGAGGCAGUGAAGAGGGCAGUAGACUGGGCCUGCUGGGCAGACAGACAGUAUCCAUGUAUGUGCAGCAGGCUGGAGUUUGGCUUCAAUUGGGAAUCAUCCACACGGCAGUUACUGGGCUGUGACUCACCACUCCCAUUCUCCCCACUUAUUCCUGUUCUGGAGAGGCGUGUGGGUGUACCAGUGAUGUAGAACCUGGGCACAGAUGUCUGUAUUUGUCCUGCCAGCACAAUAAUUAUUACAUUACUAACAAAGCAAUAGUCUUACAUUUCAGAUUAAAGUAAGAAGCCAAUGCCUAGCUUGCAGUGAAAAGUUCAACCUCCUGGUCCUUGAUGUGUCAAAUUCAUUCAGUACUCGCUCUGUUUAUUGUUUAUUCCAAAGUCUUUGUGAAAUGAUCAUUAGAGCCAUGUCUGUGAUGCGCAUCUUUGUCAAGCAGUUCCUCAAAAAUGUAUGAUUUUUGUGCACAAAAAAGUUCAGAAAUUGUACUCUGCUUGCUUUUAUUAUAAUUUUUUUAAUCAAAACGAGAGUCUGUCACGAAACAUUACGAUUAUAUUCUCCUUGUCAACUCCAGAUUAACAACAAUAUAUGUCAAGCGCCCCGCCAAUCACAUUCUAUCAAACAUAUUUACUGUUGGUUUGAAACGUCUGACCACCUUUUAUUCAGUAUGUUUUUUUUUUCUCAUGUAUUUUGUGUGUAAGAUAAUUUUGUUAUUUUAGUGUGUGAUUAUUUUCCCCAAUGUAUUUUAACAUAAAAAUAAACACAUCACCUUUCAAUUAGAAAUUCAUAUUGAAACGCUGCCAAUGUCAAGUAAGCAGUGCUUACUGCUUUCAUCUGUGCCAUUUAGUUUUGAUGGCUUCACUAUUAUUAUAAAACAAUGGAAGACAGUAAUAAUAAAGAAUGAUUUGGUGUGUCCAAACUUUUGACUGGCAGUUCAUUCUUAAUAUAGUAUAAAAUUAUUUAGAAGAACAUUGGUAAAUUCAAACUGUUAUAGUAAUUAACUGUACUAACUAUGUGUAGCUAUUAGUAAAAUGGAUGCUGUAAUGCAUUGAUCCCAUUAUUUGUUUUUGAUUGCAGUGAUACCAUAUUUAUAACAAGCAAAUGAAUGCAAU